UUGAUUUGUCUGUCUCAUCCUCCUCUGGCCCAGCCUCAUUCUCUCAGUUCUUGGAAAGGCUAUGUUCAAGCCCUCCCUCAUCUCGUUCACCCCAGCCACUGACCCCAGUGACCUCUGGAAGGAUAGGCAGCAGCAGCAGUCACAGCCUGAGGAGCCAGAGGCCGCCCUGGAUGGGGCUACUGCCAGAGCUUUCUACGAGGCCCUCAUCGGGGAUGACAGCAGUGCCCUUGAGCCCAAGGCAUCUCAACCUGAGCCUGCACUGGAAAGAAAGAGGAAGAGAAGAACUAUGAGGGAGACAGCAGCAGAAACAGGGUCUGCAGGAGCACCGGAAAGACAUGGACAGUGGAGAUCCCCUGAGGCCGAGGACAAGAUGACCCAGCGGAUCCUGAGGGCAGCUCAGGAGGGAAACCUGGCAGAACUGCAAAAGCUGUUGGAACCCCAUGAGGCAAGGGGAGCUGGAGGGAAUAUCAACACCCGGGAUGCCUUCUGGUGGACUCCCCUGAUGUGUGCUGCCCGGGCGGGCCAGGAGGCUGCUGUGCGCUAUCUCCUGGGCCGUGGGGCUGCCUGGGUGGGUGUCUGUGAGCUGAGUGGCAGGGAUGCUGCUCAGCUGGCCGAAGAAGCUGGCUUCUCCGAGGUGGCUUGUGUGGUCAGAGAGAGCCAUGGAGAGACAAGGAGCCCAGAGAACUGGUCCCACACCUCUUCUCCCCAGUACUGUGAGACCUAUGAUGCCUAUUUCCAAGACUCCAACCACUGCACAUCUACUGCUCACCUGCUGUCAUUGUCUAAGGAUUGUCAGUCCCCCAACGUUGGCCUUGGGGUGCCCACCACCAGCCCAGGUUUCUAGCUGCUAUUGCGGGGAGGCUGGGAGCCAGAAAUGGGACUGGGACCCCGAGGUGAGGGCCGAGCCAACCCCAUCCCCACUGUCCUCAAGAGGGACCAGGAAAGAUUAGGCUACAGAUCACCACCCCAGCCCCGAGUCACACACUUCCCAGCUCGAGAUACCCGGGCUGUGGCCGGAAGGGUGAGAGGCCCUCGGGUGGCUACACUGAGCCGGAGGGAGGAGCGAAGGCAAGAGGAACAGGACAGAGCCUGGGAGCAGGAACUGAGAACAUAUAUGAACCUUGAAUACUGA
Messenger RNA from Lepus europaeus (European hare), 1132 nucleotides. Its product is annotated as G patch domain and ankyrin repeat-containing protein 1-like. NCBI's taxonomy places the organism in Eukaryota, Metazoa, Chordata, Mammalia, Lagomorpha, Leporidae. Gene Ontology annotation, molecular function: protein binding; nucleic acid binding. The transcript has a single exon. The record is from RefSeq and is a predicted model, not a curated record.